AUGCGCAUAUCGUUCGUGACGGCCUCGGAGGAUCGAGAGUCAUCCAGAGGUAUGGGUCGAAGUCCAAAACGGAGAUGCACCACAGCAGGCCAGGCGUACGACAUGAAAGCAAAGUUGGACAGCAAACCUUACGACUACACUACCAUUGGAUCAUCUGUACAGACGCCAGGGUUUAUACUCGAUCACGCCCAGAACCCUUCAAAGACCAGAACGCUUCGUGAAUACUGUGGAGUCCCUGGACCAAGGCCGUUUCCCUUCUUCGAUCUACCCCAAGAAAUACGCGAUCUCGUAUAUUCCCAUCUCGUGGUGUACUCCAAAUCCGAGGCUGUCAUACGAGCAACGAUGAUUUUAAAGAAUCAACAGAAACGCAUCACGGCCAAAGCAACGCGGGAACGGCUUAAUCGCCAAAGAUCAGCAAGCGGAGCGCGCCUCGCACGUUGUCGGCCAAAAGUCAACGAACUUUCCCUGUACUUGAAUCUGCUUCUUGCCUCCCGAAGAAUGUAUGCGGAAGCAAGUGAUUAUUUUUACAGUAAAAACUGUUUUCACAUAUCACUCAACAAGUUACCUUCGACCGCCUUCGAUGCGCCAUACGGAUGGGAUCUUACACGAAUCAAGAAGUUGCAGGUGGAUUUGCAAGUCAAGGAUGCUAUACGAAUGGACCGCUAUGUAGAUUGGAGGGCGUUCCUUUCCCCUUUUUCGUCUCUCCAACAUCUUCGCAUUGAACCCACAUUCCACCCAAGAUACUACGAAUGGGCAUAUCCGGAAUUGUCCAACUGGAGCACUACACAUUAUGUCCACAAGGCGUUUUUCAGAGAACUACUUGCAGCAAUACCAUACCACGUCAGUCUCAAGGUUGGAGCCCCUCCGGAUCUCACUCGGGAGAAGGAGGAAAAGGAUCUGAUAACGACUCGGAGGAUUGACAAUCGGUUGCUUUACGAUAUUUGCAACCAUCAAUCAUCGAGAGAUAGUAUGAGCUUCCUGCGCCCCGUAUCCAUGUUGCGCUCUGCGGCGCUACGUCCAGCAGCCCUCUCGUUAGCCCCUCGAGCCCGCCAACAAGUUCGCUUCGCCACUUCAGACUACGGCUCUGGAACUGGCAAUCCUGUGGGCGAAAAGCCAGAAAAGCAGGGGCAGAACCCCAGCGAAAACCUCGAGCAUCCUGGACCUGCGCCUCCCAAGGUUGCGCAAGGCAAAUCGUCGUCUUCUCCCAAUUCGGACAAUGGCGGCAGCAAUUCGAACCCCAAGUCCGAUUCAUCUACAUCCAAUGCAAAGACUGGUUCAUCAUCCGCCGUGGAACAAGGCAAACAAAAUCGGCCGAGCUCCAGCGAAGUCAAAGGCGCGCAACCCAAGAUCCUCAACGAGAACCCUCCCAAGGCCUCUGAACAGAGUGAGGAAGUCAGCAAUGAGGAUGCCAAAAAGGACAAGAUUCCGGGAGGCACAUCGAGAGGAGGCAGCGAUGAGGGAAAUGUCGAUAAGGUUAUCAAUGAGGCCACGAAGGAAAUGUGA
Messenger RNA from Plenodomus lingam JN3, 1503 nucleotides. RefSeq lists its product as uncharacterized. NCBI's taxonomy places the organism in Eukaryota, Fungi, Ascomycota, Dothideomycetes, Pleosporales, Leptosphaeriaceae. The record is from RefSeq and is a predicted model, not a curated record.